This is a messenger RNA of Dimorphilus gyrociliatus, 1531 nucleotides long. NCBI's taxonomy places the organism in Eukaryota, Metazoa, Annelida, Polychaeta, Dinophilidae. The record is from the annotation of a GenBank genome assembly.
ACAACCGGAUGUAUCAUAUACGAAGAGGUGAAGGACGGUUAUUUACCGUGACUUUUAUAAAAUAUAUUAGAAAAUACCUACUAUGUCUUAUGUCAUCUCUGUGAAUAAUACUUUUUGAAUAAUUCAAUUCUACUUGCGAUUGGUUAAAGCUGAUACCGAUACGGUUAUAGAAGCCUAUAUAAGAGCGCCCACCAUGAGUCAAUCAGUAUUACGAGAAGAUCAUUACCAGCAACUACCAACUUUUAAUAUUGAGCCUUCAUCUAUUGAACAUAGUCCUGAAUUAAUGAGGAAAGAUAUGGUGGACGAAACUAGCUCUUUACCACACAAUCGAGCUCUGACGCCGGCUGAAGAAGCGACCGAGGACGCGAAAAUCGUUUUAAAAUGCGUUCUCAUGAAGAGGUGUUUUAGCUCAAACGAUGUGGAAGCUCUUCCAGGUAUUAAAGAGACGGAUGGAAAACAGCAAUCAUCUAACGACGCAUUAUCAUCAUCAUCAUCGAAUGAUGAUAAUGAUAGAAUCCAACGAAAAAAGAAAAGUUUAAAAAAACGAGUUUUAGAGCGAUUACGUCAAACUUUUAAGAGGAAUAGUCGUGAAAAACUACCAAUUGAAAGAAGACAAACUGCUCCUGUUCAAAAAGCUCAAAUUCAAGACAAGGAUCGUAAAAUCUUUAAUCAUUUUCUAAAUGCUCUGAAACCAAAGAAAUCAGAAUCGAACAAUCAAACUAAAAAGCGAAGUCGAUCGGACGAAACGAUGUUCCGUAUUGAUGCUACGAGUUCCGCGGAACAACAACAAAUAUUAGCUAACUACACGCCGACGGGAAAAGUUCACUCUCUAGACAAAAACCAUCGCUUCGAGGUUAAGCGCGAUUUCGCUCAGUUCGCUCAUUCGCAGCCGCCCGUCAAGACGAUGGGGUUGAAGGAUUUACAAAAACAUCGUCCUAUGUCAAACGAUGAAGCCGAUGGCGUAGGCGUUGAUUGUACGGAUGCAAUGAAUUUUACUCAAGAUCAGACAGAUCUUUCACCUUGUGGAUUUGUUAAAAAGGGAUCAUUCCAUGAUUUGCCUAGGGAUAAACAAGAAAAACUUUAUGCAAAAAUUGCCGAAAAAGUUUUAGAGAUCGGUGAUGAUAUUCAAAAAAAGCAUUUUGAAAGGAAAAGAAGUCUUUCAACUUCAAAUUAUUCCAAUGUUAAUGUUACAGAUCCGAAGAGAAGAAGUAGUAUACCUGAUGCUCCAACGAAUAUGUAUCGUCGAUUUAGGUCACCGUCACUAGAGUUGACAGUUAAUAAUAUAGUUAGAUCGGGUAGUUACGGAACUUUUCAAAGCGAAAUGAAUAGAGUGAUAGUCAACGAAGAACCAAUUAAUCAAGUGGCCGUAUUGUUUAAUAUAACAUCAGAAGCAAUAAAUGCUCAGCCAACGUUAUUCUCUAGGAUAAAAGAGAAUUGUAUUCGUUUCUUUCAAGAUAAAUUAUCUGGUAUGAUAGCAAGUCAAGGAGGAUGGGAAUCAGUCGUAGAAGAUUCAAGUGGAGAAGUUGAUUGA